Nanorana parkeri is the source of this 1256-nucleotide messenger RNA. RefSeq names its product RAB5A, member RAS oncogene family (gene RAB5A). The transcript has 6 exons. Gene Ontology annotation, molecular function: GTPase activity; GTP binding. The record is from RefSeq and is a predicted model, not a curated record. NCBI's taxonomy places the organism in Eukaryota, Metazoa, Chordata, Amphibia, Anura, Dicroglossidae. Bases 281 to 931 code for a protein of 216 amino acids.
AGUAGGUUUGUCCCAGCAGCUUCCCGUCCGUGCGAUGACGUCACAGAGGUCAUGUGAUCGGGCCAGACCGGAGCCAUCGGGGCAGCCCAGGAAGCUGGCGGAGGAGGGAGACCCGGGACAGGAAGCCGAUCACCUGAUAUGACUGUGACUGGCCGGCGCCCGUGACCGUGUACCCCGUGUGUCCGAUUCUCAAAAGGAUCCCCUAAGUGGUCCCUCAACCUCUUUGCUUUGCGGACUGUUGUACACAAUUUCAUAAGACUUAUCUGUACAAACUUUAAAUAUGGCUAAUCGAGGAGGAGCCACAAGACCCAAUGGACCUAAUGCCGGAAAUAAAAUCUGUCAGUUCAAGCUCGUCCUACUAGGAGAAUCUGCAGUUGGAAAGUCUAGCCUAGUGUUGCGCUUCGUAAAAGGACAGUUCCAUGAAUUCCAAGAAAGCACAAUUGGAGCGGCAUUUCUUACCCAGACUGUCUGCCUUGAUGAUACAACAGUAAAGUUUGAAAUCUGGGACACAGCUGGUCAAGAACGAUACCACAGCCUAGCUCCAAUGUACUACAGAGGAGCACAAGCUGCAAUAGUUGUAUACGACAUCACAAAUGAGGAAUCAUUUGCAAGAGCGAAGAACUGGGUGAAAGAACUUCAGAGACAAGCAAGUCCCAAUAUUGUGAUAGCUUUGUCUGGUAACAAAGCCGAUCUUGCUUCCAAGCGGGCUGUGGACUUUCAGGAGGCCCAAGCUUAUGCAGACGAUAACAGCUUGUUGUUUAUGGAGACUUCUGCCAAGACGUCAGCAAAUGUGAAUGAAAUAUUUAUGGCAAUAGCUAAAAAGCUCCCCAAAACGGAACCACAGACAAGCGGUGGCAACACGGCUAGAGGAAGAGGAGUAGACCUUACUGAAACUGCACAGCCUAGCAAAAGUCAAUGCUGCAGUAACUAAGCCUUCAUGUACAUCUAAACUGUAUUGAUAUUCUCUUGCUUCCUAAUUGUUAAAAUAACAAUUGAGUGUUUAACCCUUUUUCAGCCUCGGUGCCGACCCUCCAGCGCAGUGUGCUGCAAGUCCCCUUGGUAUUAAUAACAUUAACAUGGCCCAGUGAGUCUUUAAUCGUACAGAGACUCGCAGUGUGGUCUCACUCUUAAUACUGAGUUCUUUAAGUGCUGAAUCUGGUUUUUAACAUGCAUGCAUUAAUUUCUAAGAGCAGUGAAACAGUCUUUGUGUAGUAAAUACACUCUUAAUAUUGAAACUGAAAUUAAAGGCAAAAAAA